Aphanomyces astaci is the source of this 3310-nucleotide messenger RNA. RefSeq lists its product as hypothetical. Lineage: Eukaryota; Oomycota; Saprolegniomycetes; Saprolegniales; Verrucalvaceae. The record is from RefSeq and is a predicted model, not a curated record. The transcript is spliced from 8 exons. Gene Ontology annotation, molecular function: serine-type peptidase activity. Gene Ontology annotation, biological process: proteolysis. The coding region runs from base 593 to 3310 and encodes 905 amino acids.
CAUACAUACACUAGUAUGUCAAGUCGAUUCUCGAAUCAGCUGAAUCCGUUCAUGGAAACUCGACGAUGGACUGGGUCGGCUGCCGACUACGCACGGGCGGCGUCGCUGCCAAACCUCCUCCAAGGCAAGGUGCUCAAUGAGCAUGUAGAGCCUCAGUGGAGUUCAGACGGCACGCGGCUGUGGUAUUUGCGGCAGGUUGCGUUGGAUGGCCGCAACGAAGUGUGCGUCGUCGACGUGCAUACUGGCGAGUCGCUCGUGGACAACGAUCGCUUGAAGGCAGCCAUGGGGAACGUCUUGGCCGAUGAAUUCCCAUCCCUGGAGCCUCGGGAGAUUCGAUUCCGCAGCGUGGCGUUGGUCGACAACGCUCCACGCGUCGUUCGUGUCCGCGUGGCAGUGCCCUCACCCUUACCUCCAGGUACCGCGCAAGUCACGACCGUGCUAGGUAGCCUCUUCCUGACAUCAACGAAUUGACACUCGUGUUUCGUUGCAUCGAGUAGCGCCACAGUCUUGGUUCCAAGUCGAUUUAGAGCGUUAUGCCGUGCAAGUCCAGGACACGCCUUACAACGAUCCGUCUAAUCAUCAUCUUGACGAGAUGGCUUUGAAACCUCGUCGCAUGGUGACGCAGCACACUGGCAACGAGACGCAUGUGCAGUUUACCAACGGUUGUGCGUUCCAUCUACUGGUGUAUUGGGUCGAUGGCGACGGCCGCCAGCAUCAAUACCACGACGUGGCACCCGGAGCGUCCGUCGUUCAACAAACGUACGCAGGCCACGUUUGGCACUUGACACACGAAACUGAGUCGAUGACGUGGCACCGUGCAGUGGAAGGGCCCCAUCAAGUGACCGUUCUCGGCAUCGACUUGACCGAACUGGUGCCAUGGACACUGCCCGACAAGCCGGACCAAGAUGCAUCUGAUGUAGCUGAUGCUGCUGAUGCUGCUACUGAUAAUGAUGAUUUAUCUGCUGGGUUCAACGUUGUACAUGGAGGCAUCCAGCUCACGUUCGAUGGCACCCCGGAGGCACACUAUGACCAUGUGACGGUGUCGCCCAAUGGCGAGUACAUUGCGUGCUUGCUUGUGGUCGAACCAGCGUCGGCCUCGACAUACACACUGACGUUGGUGGAACAUUGCGGGGCACCAAAGCCGACCGUUCAAACACACAAGUACCCCCAGCCAGGCGACGACAUGCGGAUCUUCCGCCCGUUUGUGGUCCACAUUGCCUCCAAAACGUGUAUUCCCGUGAGCACAUUGUUAUGCGACACACCGUACGAUGUGACGGGUCUGACAUGGCAUCCUUCGAGCGACUGGUUCAGUUUCCUCUACAAUCCCCGGGGCCACGGCUUCCUUCGCAUCGUCGCAGUCCAUGUGACAGGGGACACGCGCGUGCUGCUUGAGGACACAUCCCCAUCGAAGUUUAUACUCCACACCAAGCACUACAUGCACUUCCUUCCAUGUACCCAUGAGCUUCUCUGGAUAUCCGAGCGCUCUGGGUACCGCCACUUGUACCUAUACAACGUUCCAGCCAGCUUCCAUGACAUGACUGAACUGGUCGGCCUCGCCCUCACAAGUGGACCGUAUGUCGUCCGCAAGGUAGUGGACGUGAACGAGACGUCUCGAACGGUCACGUUGGCAGUGAGUGGGUUUUACCCACACCAAGACCCGUACUAUAUUCACGUGCUGCGGUUGCAUCUUGACACACACGAGCUCGUGCCUUUGACAAAAGCGGACGGAUUUCACCGUCCGCUAGAGUACUCCGCCGACGGCUCCGUGUACUUGGAUAGGUAUUCGCGUGUGGACAUGGCGCCUUGCAUUGAACUUCGCCGGUCCGUGGACGGUAGCUUGGUGUGUGUGCUGGAACAAGGCAACUAUAAACCGCUCCAAGACCAAGUGCAGUGGCAGCCGCCCAGUCGGUUUGCCUGUCCUGGUCGUGAUGGCGUCACCCUCAUCUUCGGCCUCGUCGUGUUCCCCAUUGGCUACGACUUUGAGACCAGACUUCGAGUAGUCGAACACAUUUACGCAGGUCCCCACGGCGCCCACGUGCCCAAAGCAUUUGGCCUGCAUCUCGAAAUGCAACAGCUGGCCGAACUCGGGUUUGCCGUCGUGCAAGUUGAUGGCAUGGGCACGGCGCACCGGUCUAAGGCGUUUCACGACGUUUGUUUUCAGAAUAUUCGGGACGCCGGCUUUCCCGAUCGCAAGCUUUGGCUAGAGUCCCUUGCAGUCAAAUUCCCGUCACUCGACUUAUCCACCGGCGGCGUCGGCAUUUACGGCGGGUCCGCGGGCGGGCAAAAUGCGGUCGCUGGCUUGUUCCAUCAUGGGGACAUGUAUUCAGUGGCGGUGGCCGACUGCGGCUGCCAUGACAACCGUGUCGACAAGUUGUGGUGGAACGAGCUGUGGAUGGGGCAUCCGUUCAACGACCAACUGUACGCGGCCAAUGCCAACGCCACGUACGCCCACCACAUGCAGCCGCACCAGCACCUACAGCUGACAGUGGGGAUGCUCGAUGCCAACGUCGACCCCGCCUGUACGUUUCAGCUGGUGCAGGCACUGAUUGACGCCGACAAGGACGUGGAUGUCGUCGUGUUCCCUAAGCUAGGGCACGGCGCCGGUGGAAGCGCGUAUGGCACUCGCAAACGAUGGGACUUUUUCGUGCAACAUCUCCAAGGCAACGAGCCAAGACAUUCGACGACGAAACAAACAGAGGCGGGGGGGGGGCUUUGGGGCUUUCCCACCAGACGAAAGGGGGGAAAGGGGGGCGACGAUCUUCUGCGGAAGAAGCAGGCUCCCCAAAUCGCCACACAAUCCUCCAAAAUCAUGCCCGACGACGGGGGCGAUCGCAAGCACGAUGUGUUUGGGGACGGCACUCCGUGCGAAGGGGAUGAAGUGGACAUUGACAAUCUCCCGCCGUCGCUGAUUGCGUCGGUGGAAGCUGGCUUUUCAAAGCCCAAGCGCCGCAUCCCCUUCAAUCCGACCGAAGGCGAAGUCCACGCCCGCGAAAGCACUCGGCCGUGGCGACUCGACGGCCAUCGAAAGCUGCUCGCGGCAAACCACCGCGCAGAGGAAGAGCAGUGGGAGAAGCGGCGCCUCGGGCUCGCCAAGCAGGUCCACGAAGGCCUGCUGCACAAUUACAACAUUUACGUGGGCAUUUCUGAAGUGGGGAAUGUGAUUAAACUCGGCCAAGACCAGCGGCGGCAAGAGCAACAAGGACUUCUGCCAGUCCACAAAGACAUUGCCGCGUCGGCUAUUUUGGUCGCGGCGGAAAAGUAUGACCUGGCUCGCAUUGCAGUGCUUCUGGAUAAAGUCCCUAAAAAGUAA